Messenger RNA from Saccharomyces eubayanus, 1722 nucleotides. RefSeq names its product She10p (gene SHE10). The record is from RefSeq and is a predicted model, not a curated record. The coding region runs from base 1 to 1722 and encodes 573 amino acids. The transcript has a single exon. Lineage: Eukaryota; Fungi; Ascomycota; Saccharomycetes; Saccharomycetales; Saccharomycetaceae.
AUGGGGAAGCUUAUCAAAUUGAUCACGACACUGGUCGUGUUGGUGACGACACUGCAGUAUUAUUGCCAGUCGAAUGGCGGAAACAUAUCAUGCGAACACACACAGGCAGUUUGCCAUUACACCAACCCCAGGGUCUGGAACACGUAUCUGUCUGGGUCUUCUGAUUUAUACAGCAAUAAUAUCAGCCCUAGGUUCAAUGUAUUGGCGCGUAAGUUUGACACGGCUGUCAAGCCUGUCAUCGAUGGCGUUGCCGUGAAAGUUAAUAAUGUGGCUUUACAGCCGGCCUUCAGGGUCAUCCAUUCGCAGUGCAAAAGAUGGCAUUGCGGAAAAUACUACCAGCUGGUGCGUUCCCAAUUGGCCAAGGCUGGGCAGUUCUGUUUAGCCAAAUAUAACUCGCUUGUGAAACCUAGCGUUGACAAAUUCUUCGAUGCUGAACGUUGUUCGCAAUUGCGGGCAACUGCUCUAAAGUACAAGAACCUGGCCCACUAUUAUUGUACUAUCAUUUCAAGACGUAUCAAAUCCAAAUAUGACGCUAUUGUAGGUAACACGGAAGAGAAGCUAUUGAGCGGGUUUGUGAACAAGGAUAAACACGGCAUCCAUGGCUCCGUGACCCGCGAGCCCUCUUCUGAAGACCAAGUCCUAACUGUGGAGACUACGGGAUCUGAAGAAGAAUUAAUAACUUCAACGAGUACCCAGACAGUGGUUAAAACUAUUACACUGGAUCAAGAACAAACUAACGUUGUGGCAAGUCAUGCAAACGAGGAUGAUGCUCCCACAGAAGUUGAAGGCUCGACGGAUGUCAAUGUCAAUGAGCAGGCUCUUUUGCAAGAGGAUUUCGACAUGUGGGGCGAAACCAUAUCGCAAAAGACACAAGACGUGAUCCGGUUGUUCGAAAAGGAUGUUUCUCAAUAUAUAAAUAGUAAAUUGGGCGAUGAAACCAAGAAGUUCAAGUCCAAAUUUCAAGUUUUGGAUGAAGAGUCCAAGAAAUAUUUCUCUAAGAUUUCGCUAGCUAUCAAUGAUAUCGAUUGCAUGGAAGGCAUCAACAGUGAAAACGGAGAGAAAAUUUAUUUUGAGAAAUCCGGUACUACUCAGAUUUCUCAAUACAUCACUAGAGAGCUGGUACGCGAGUAUUUCAAUGAAACUCGGACUGCCUUGGAUGAAUUGACACAUGCCAUGGAAGAAGAUUUGACCCAAAUCACCCAGGAGAUCGAAAAGAAAGUCAACGGAAUCAGAGAGGAAAACGUCGAGGUCUUUGAAGAGUGGGGGGAUAUUAUCGUAAAUGAAUGGUCCAAGAGGAUGGCUUACGUAGACGUUAUCAACGCACACAUGGGUACUGAGGAUGAUGCUACUUCUGAUGAAGAAGAAGCGAAGUCUUCUGCUAACUGGAAGAAGUUUUUGAAGGGCAAAAAACAAAUAAUUGAGUCCAGAGACCAAUUAGCACAUCACCCUGCUAGUUUAUCCCGUGUUAAUGAAUUUAGACAGAGAGUGCAGAGGAAAAUCUUGUCGAUCACCCAAGAAAGUGGCGAAUUUCUCUAUAUUUUAAGAUCGAAGGCCAACCUGCAAUUUCAAGAGCGUGAAAGAAAAGAACGUGAAAAGAUUGCUGCCGAAAAGUUGCAAAAGGAACAGGACCUACUGCAACAGCGAGAAGUAGAACAACAAGACGAAGACUUAUCCUACACGUCCACCUCAACCAUCACAACAACAACCACCAUGACGUUGUGA